AUGUUAAACGGUAAAAACAAUAGUGAUGGUUAUUUAGCUUAUAAAAGUAUACGUGAACAAAAAUUACGUCCUCGUACAAAUGAAUUUAAAAUGUUUGGUACAAUCGAAGAAUUCUUUGAAUAUUAUUUUAAAACAAAUAAAUAUUUGAAUAAAGAAAAUAUUUUACAAAUAUCAUUCUAUAAAUUAAUUUAUCGUUAUUUAAUUGAAUCUAACCGUUUAUUAGCUGUUGAUUUGUUUGAAAUAGGCUUACGUUGUACACAAGAUCAUUUAAAUUUCAGGAACAAAUUAUAUCCUAAACGCAAAUAUGAUAUAAAAAGUUUAGCGGGUCGAUGUGUUCGAUUAUAUACUGUUCUAUCUCUUUUUCUAACUGGCAUAAAAGGUCAAUUUAAAUCAAUAUUACCUUGA
Molecule: messenger RNA, 405 nt
Organism: Rotaria socialis
Lineage: Eukaryota; Metazoa; Rotifera; Eurotatoria; Philodinida; Philodinidae
Source: the annotation of a GenBank genome assembly